AUGUUAUUAACUUGGUCAUCUUUUAAUAAUAUAAGGAUGCUCUUAAUGGCUUGUAUGCCUGUGAUAAUAUUUUAUUUGGUAUGGUUAGUUAAUACAUCGGAAGCAGUUAGGAGUGAUGAAGGAACACUAUUAGAUUUAAUUUGUUGGCCCGAUGGAAAUGCAAUUCCUGUGAUAAUUGCUUGUGGAUCGAUAAUAGCCGUUGUAAUUGAGUUUUAUGGCCUGUAUCAAUUAUUUAAAGCUGGUCUACAUAAAAGAGAGUAUAAUGUCACAAAUGGUUUAUUUUAUUACGUGUGGGCAUUGAUAACAAUAAUAAUUAUAUUUCUAGCAAUAAUGUUUUAUUCUGGACUACAAUCUACAAUUAUAAGAGCAAAAAUAAAAGGAGGUAUAACGAAAGCAAUGCUUCGCUAUGCAACUCAUUUACCGUCUAAAGUUGCAAUUGAUAGAUUACAAACACGUUUCCAUUGCUGUGGUAGAGUUAAUUACCAAGAAUGGUUUUUUAUACCGUGGUAUAACGCCGGACAAAAUAUGGACCCAAUUAUACCUUCGGUUCAGAAGUUUGUAUCAGAUAAUGUACCGUAUAGCUGUUGUUCAAUGGAUGUCAUGUGGCCUUGUAUACACCACGGUGUCACGAAGAUAGGGAAAAUUUACAAGUAUGAUCCAGAAAAACAACUAACAAUUUGGAGAGAUGGCUGCGAGGAGAAGUUGAUUGAGGAAAUGAUGACAAUAUCUUGGAGAUUCAACGCUGUCAUGUUCCUAAUAAUAAUAGCCAUGAUUUCCCAGAUAGUAGCGGUGCGAUAUCUUCACACGGCGUAUAAAAACGGCCUCCACGUUGGUAAUCAAACGCCAUGCAGCGCAUAUUUGUUGCGAUCUGACACAGAUACAAAAAUCGAGGACGUUCCUAAACGGAAGCAAUUAAAAAAAAGAAAGUUUCGUCAAGCGCGAACCUUACAGUGGGUCACGGCUGCGUCACACAAAAAGAGGUUGAUAACCUCAUCGGUAUCAGAUUUCAGCUCGGAUGAAUUAUUAAAACCAAUAUAUGAAUAA
Molecule: messenger RNA, 1044 nt
Organism: Danaus chrysippus (African queen)
Lineage: Eukaryota; Metazoa; Arthropoda; Insecta; Lepidoptera; Nymphalidae
Source: the annotation of a GenBank genome assembly